Knipowitschia caucasica is the source of this 2679-nucleotide messenger RNA. NCBI's taxonomy places the organism in Eukaryota, Metazoa, Chordata, Actinopteri, Gobiiformes, Gobiidae. The record is from the annotation of a GenBank genome assembly.
AUGCCGCCGCUGCAGGUCAGGGCUCCCCAGAGAGCAAACACACAACACACGCUACACAACGGCCAGGAGAUACAGGUUACACAACGGCCAGGAGAUACAGGCUACACAACGGCCAGGAGAUACAGGCUACACAACAGCCAGGAGAUACAGGCUACACAACGGCCAGGAGAUACACGCUACACAACGGCCAGGAGAUACAGGCUACACAACGGCCAGGAGAUACAGGCUACACAACGGCCAGGAGAUACAGGCUACACAACGGCCAGGAGAUACAGGCUACACAACGGCCAGGAGAUACAGGCUACACAACGGCCAGGAGAUACACGCUACACAACGGCCAGGAGAUACAGGCUACACAACGGCCAGGAGAUACAGGCUACAGUACACAACGGCCAGGAGAUACAGGCUACACAACGGCCAGGAGAUACACGCUACACAACGGCCAGGAGAUACACGCUACACAACGGCCAGGAGAUACACGCUACACAACGGCCAGGAGAUACAGGCUACACAACGGCCAGGAGAUACAGGCUACACAACGGCCAGGAGAUACACGCUACACAACAGCCAGGAGAUACACGCUACACAACGGCCAGGAGAUACACGCUACACAACGGCCAGGAGAUACACGCUACACAACGGCCAGGAGAUACAGGCUACACAACGGCCAGGAGAUACACGCUACACAACGGCCAGGAGAUACACGCUACACAACGGCCAGUAGAUACAGGCUACACAACGGCCAGGAGAUACAGGCUACACAACGGCCAGGAGAUACACGCUACACAACGGCCAGGAGAUACACGCUACACAACGGCCAGGAGAUACAGGCUACACAACGGCCAGGAGAUACAGGCUACACAACGGCCAGGAGAUACACGCUACACAACAGCCAGGAGAUACACGCUACACAACGGCCAGGAGAUACACGCUACACAACGGCCAGGAGAUACAGGCUACACAACGGCCAGGAGAUACACGCUACACAACGGCCAGGAGAUACACGCUACACAACGGCCAGUAGAUACAGGCUACACAACGGCCAGGAGAUACAGGCUACACAACGGCCAGGAGAUACACGCUACACAACGGCCAGGAGAUACACGCUACACAACGGCCAGGAGAUACACGCUACACAACGGCCAGGAGAUACACGCUACACAACGGCCAGGAGAUACAGGCUACACAACGGCCAGGAGAUACACGCUACACAACGGCCAGGAGAUACAGGCUACACAACGGCCAGGAGAUACACGCUACACAACAGCCAGUAGAUACAGGCUACACAACGGCCAGGAGAUACAGGCUACACAACGGCCAGGAGAUACACGCUACACAACGGCCAGGAGAUACACGCUACACAACGCCAGGCCAGGCCAGAUACACGCUACACAACGGCCAGGAGAUACACGCUACACAACGGCCAGGAGAUACACGCUACACAACGGCCAGGAGAUACACGCUACACAACGGCCAGGAGAGAUACAGGCGCUACACAACGGCCAGGAGAUACACGCUACACAACGGCCAGGAGAUACACGCUACACAACGGCCAGGAGAUACACGCUACACAACGGCCAGGAGAUACACGCUACACAACGGCCAGGAGAUACAGGCUACACAACGGCCAGGAGAUACACGCUACACACAACGGCCAGGAGAGAUACAGCUACACAACGGCCAGGAGAUACACGCUACACAACGGCCAGGAGAUACAGGCUACACAACGGCCAGGAGAUACACGCUACACAACGGCCAGGAGAUACAGGCUACACAACGGCCAGGAGAUACACGCUACACAACAGGAAUACAGCUACACAACGGCCAGGAGAUACACGCUACACAACGGCCAGGAGAUACACGCUACACAACGGCCAGGAGAUACACGCUACACAACGGCCAGGAGAUACACGCUACACAACGGCCAGGAGAUACACGCUACACAACGGCCAGGAGAUACACGCUACACAACGGCCAGGAGAUACACGCUACACAACGGCCAGGAGAUACACGCUACACAACGGCCAGGAGAUACAGCUACACAACGGCCAGGAGAUACACGCUACACAACGGCCAGGAGAUACACGCUACACAACGGCCAGAACACAGCUACACAACGGCCAGGAGAUACACGCUACCAAGGCACGCUACACAACGGCCAGGAGAUACACGCUACACAACGGCCAGGAGAUACACGCUACACAACGGCCAGGAGAUACACGCUACACAACGGCCAGGAGAUACACGCUACACAACGGCCAGGAGAUACAGGCUACACAACGGCCAGGAGAUACAGGCUACACAACGGCUAGGAGAUACACGCUACACAACGGCCAGGAGAUACACGCUACACAACGGCCAGGAGAUACACGCUACACAACGGCCAGGAGAUACAGGCUACACAACGGCCAGGAGAUACACGCUACACAACGGCCAGGAGAUACACGCUACACAACGGCCAGGAGAUACAUGGAUUUCAAAGUCCACAGAAAUGACGGAUAUCCACGCCCCCCGUCGCCCGCACGCAUCCCACCGGAGCUGCGAGCGAGUCUGAACAUGGACCCCGAGUAUAGAGCCAUCCCUCAGUGUCCACGUGUGUGCUCAGAGAGUCCAGGACCCGCCGAGAAGCACAAGAUGGAGGAUGGGGCGGUGGGAUCCGGCUCGAGGCACCGGCGCUGA